GAGCCUUUUAAACAGAAGAGAGCCCAGAGGAGCUGGGAAUGUGAGCCGGCUUGCUGGAAUACCAUCAGGAGGGGACAGGAGGAGCCGGAUCAGAGGGGCACACAGGCCCCCCCAGCACUGCCUGGAUCUGCAGGAUGGGGAUGGUGGAUCUGGAUCCAGCCUGGGAUUGUAGGAGAAUGCAGCCUGCCUGUGCUGCCUGCUCACAGAGAAAAUUUGAUCAUCUGGUGUCGUGUACGUCUUAAGCCUGCCGGUCAGGAUGUGGCCAGCUCAGAUCUCUGCCUUGGCUGUACCCCUUGUCCUGUUCAUUGUAAUCAAUAUAACUCCUGUGAAUGCACAGUCUCCCCCGGGACAACCAGAAGUGAUCGGCUGCCGGUCGUAUGACAAGGAAACGGUCACCUGCUGGUGGAAGCCGGGUUCGGAUGGAGGACUCCCAACAAACUACACUGUCCUGUACUGGACAGAAAGAUCUAAAACAGAGCAAGAGUGCCCAGACUAUCACUCAUCAGGGCCAUACACCUGCUUCUUUGAUAAGGCCCAUUCCUCCCUCUGGAUGUACUACUUUGUCUACGUCAAAGCAACAAACGCAUUGGGAUCCAACGUGUCGGAUAUUUAUCGGUUUGAGAUCGGUGAUAUAGUGCAAACUUACCCACCCAGAAAUUUGACCCUCCUCUAUGAAACCGAAAAGUCCAGCCUACCCUAUCUAAUGGUGACAUGGGUCCCACCUGAGAAGGCCGAUGUGAAAAUGGGUUGGAUCACACUUCAGUAUGAGGUCCGACUGAAGGAGGAGAAGAAGCAUGUGUGGGAGGAGCAUCUUGUUGACCAUCAAACCAAGCUGAAGGUGUUUAGCUUGACACCUGGAGAGGACUACGUGGUCCAGGUCCGAUGCAAGGCUGACAGCAAGCACUGGAGUGAAUGGAGUGAAGAAAGCUAUAUUAAGAUUCCUGGAGGUCCAAGGAAAAGAGACAUGAAACUGUGGAUAUCAGUUGCUGUGCUUUCUGUUAUCAUUUGUCUCACAAUGAUUUGGACAAUGGCAAUAAAAGGAUGCAGUUGGAUGUCCUGUAUAUGUCCUCCUGUUCCUGGACCAAAAAUAAUGGGAUUUGAUACCCAGCUACUCAAGAGCGGGAAAUCUGAAGAACUGUUGAGUGCUUUUGGCUGUCAAGGAUUUCCUCCAACCUCUGACUGUGAAGACCUCUUGGUGGAGUUUUUAGAGGUGGAUGACAGCAAGGAGCACCUCAUGUCCACUCCAGAAAGGGACCCACAAAGCAACCAUGUUAAAGUUUCCCCUGUGGACACAGACAAUGACUCAGGAAGAGGAAGCUGUGACAGUCCGUUUGUUCCCUCUGAAGGAAAGAAGGACCAAAGGGUCAUCUCCCAGGGUUUCAAGAGUUCUGAAAACAGUACUCAUGAGCCUUCUGCAACUACAUGCCCUUGGCCUCUGCAAAAAAAGCUGGACCCCUCGUUUUCAAACUGCAGUGAUAACAGUUCUUUUAACUGGCCUAAAGGCACUGCAACGGAUAACCCAUCUCCAACUUCAUCAUACCACAACAUCACAGAUAUUUGCAAGUUAGCCCUUGGCGCCAUGAAAGUCAAUACGCCAGCAUUUCUGAUGCCAAAUGAAGAAAACAGCCAGCAGAGAUUCUUUAGAACAAUAGAGACCAUUGGCGAGGAGAGACAAGCCAAGCAGAUUGACUUGGCAGAUUUGCAUUCCAAGGGCGUGGACCCUGAUAUGCUACUUUUACUGGCCAACCAGAAGACUUCUUUCAUGGUUCCUCGAGCCAUGGACUAUGUGGAAGUUCAUAAAGUUAACCAAAACGAUGCCCUAGCAUUAAUACCAAAACACAAAGAAAACAGAGGCAAAACGGACCAAUUUUCAGUACUAGUUGCGAAUAGGGAAUAUUCAAAAGUGGAAGGGGUAGAUGGAAACAAUGUUUUAGUGUUAAUGCCAAAUUCGGAAGUUCAGGUCAGCCCUUCCAGUAGUGAAGCUAUGAAGGAGUUUGCUCAAAAGGCCCAACAGAGCCAAGCUGUGGGCUUCAUCAGACCAGCUCAAAAUGAAGGCAAUAUGCACUCUGCUGGGAUGGGGUAUUUUGAUCCCUCAAGUUUUAUGCCUUGAUCUUGUUUAAUGGGCAGCUCCACAGUGAUAUGUUAAGUCGGGACCAGUAAAGCAGGGUGGCAGUGAGUGUACCGCGUAGACUGCACUCACCUUGGUGUCCCCAGUGCUGUGAUCUGUCACUUCAAAGCACCAGUUUUAGUGACUUCCAGUUCCUGUGACUUACUCUUAAAAUCUCAACUCCAGCCAAAACUUAUAUUACUGUAAAUGUGAUUUAAAAUAAAUCUUGUCAGAUUUUUAUUGCUGUCUGUGACCCCAUUGGGAAAAGUUUUACUGCAAUUGCUGUCCCUGUGACAGUCUGUGACAACAGAGAUUAAGGGAUUGGUCAUCACCAUAUCAGCAAAUUACAAAUAGUAAGAAUAGCCUGACAAAGGUUCUAAUCAUUCCCUGUUUUACAAAAAAUGUGCUUUGUUGCAGUCUUUGUCCUUGCUAAACAGAUUUCUCAUAACCUCCUGUCCCAAAAGAAAGUGAGGGAUAUCUCCACAAUGAGGAAACAGCAAAAAAAAAAAAAAAAAACACACAAAAGUUUUAUUCUUUUCAAGCCCAAAAAUGUUUUGGCUGGAGUUGCGAUUUAUUCUCAGAGUGUUUGAUCUUUCUCAGGCCUGGUGAAGACAGAGAUGUAGGCACUGGUUAUGAAAACGAUUCAGACCAGGUUUUUAAACAGUGGGUCAGUAACAGUAACUGAUCCUUUCAACUUUUAUUCCUCUCACUCCCUUCACCCCUGCCUGGUAGAUUAGUGUGGGUGUUCUCUUUAAAGUAGACCUGUAGUCAAGCUAAAGACAUUCAACAAUGUACAUAUUCUUAAUAAGCAAUACAUGAACUUUACCACCAGCACUGAUUGACCUAUGUAGCUACAGGUACUGUGGAGUACUGCAUCCUCAAAUUUCACUGUAAAAGGCCUUCAAGUCCAGCCUCAGUACUCUGCUGUCUUUUCUCUUCCCUUGCUUCUGCUCUGUGUUUGUGAUUAGAAAGCACUGUUAACCCUCCAAGGGGAACUGAGCUUCUGUAUCACAACUGUGAGUGUGGACUUGGAGCAGGGGAAGCUGAGCUGCUGUGUCACUGCUAGGAGAGGGGAGAAGGAGAAGCUGAGCAGUUAAAUCACCGUUGGGAUUGGGGGGGAUAGUGGCUGAAAGACAGUAAAAGUGUUUUGUUAUAAACUUUGAUGAAUUGCUCCACAUUGUCUCCAGCUACAAAACUCAGUGGGAGAUUUUGUUCAAAUCGUAUUUACUGUUUGGUAAGAAUAUGUCAAUAUUUUGAGGUCCAUAGCUUGACCACAGGCCUACUUUAAGGUUUAUGGCGCUACGUCUCACAGCCAGGCUGGAGCAAAUCUGCGCUGUACAUAAGAGCCAAUCAGGUUUCAUCCUUGUAAUUAAAUGGGCAAUAUGUUUUCUGUGAACACAUUCAUUUGCUCCAGUUUUUGAAAACCAACCCUGGCAAAUACAGUUUUUAUUUUGUGUGA
Molecule: messenger RNA, 3566 nt
Organism: Rana temporaria (common frog)
Lineage: Eukaryota; Metazoa; Chordata; Amphibia; Anura; Ranidae
Gene: PRLR
Product: prolactin receptor
Exons: 9
Coding region: 257-2110 (617 amino acids)
Biological process (GO): cytokine-mediated signaling pathway
Cellular component (GO): external side of plasma membrane; signaling receptor complex; membrane
Molecular function (GO): cytokine binding; cytokine receptor activity
Source: RefSeq, a predicted model, not a curated record